Messenger RNA from Antechinus flavipes (yellow-footed antechinus), 1809 nucleotides. It is a transcript of the gene TOM1L1, whose product is annotated as target of myb1 like 1 membrane trafficking protein. The coding region runs from base 32 to 1468 and encodes 478 amino acids. The record is from RefSeq and is a predicted model, not a curated record. Gene Ontology annotation, molecular function: clathrin binding; ubiquitin binding; phosphatidylinositol binding. The transcript is spliced from 16 exons. Gene Ontology annotation, biological process: signal transduction. NCBI's taxonomy places the organism in Eukaryota, Metazoa, Chordata, Mammalia, Dasyuromorphia, Dasyuridae. Gene Ontology annotation, cellular component: endosome; membrane.
GGAUUUCCUGGGCCCGGCUUGGAGGUUCACCAUGGCGUUUGGGAAGAGCCACAAAGAUCCCUUCGGGACUUCAGUGGGCCACCUGAUAGAAAAGGCUACAUUUGCAGGCGUUCAGACUGAAGAUUGGGGCCAGUUCAUGCACAUCUGUGACAUGAUUAUCACCAGCAAAGAUGGGCCAAAAGAGGCAGUAAAAGCUUUGAAGAAAAGGAUUUCUAAGAACUGCAAUCAUAAGGAGAUCCAGCUUACCUUAUCACUUAUUGACAUGUGCAUGCAGAAUUGUGGCCCAAGUUUCCAGGCCCUGAUUGUGAAGAAGGACUUCAUUAAAGAUCAUCUAGUUAAGCUACUGAAUCCCAGAUACAACUUGCCUUUAGACAUACAGAAUAAGAUCUUGAGCUUCAUCAUGACAUGGUCACAGGGUUUCUCUGGAGGUGUGGAUGUGAGUGAAGUCAAGGAAAUAUACCUAGAGCUGCUGAAGAAAGGAGUCCAGUUUCCUUCUUCGGAGAUAGAAUUUGAAAAGGAGGAACAAAUGGCCUUGUCUCCGAGCAUAAUUAAGCCACCUCCAUUUGUUCCAUCUACAUCAGUAUGUUCAUCUACAGCUACUCCCAAAGCCCCAACUGUUUUACUGGUUGCGGAACAGAUUGGAAAAUUGCACAGUGAAGUGGAUAUGGUGAAAAUGAAUGUGAAAGUAAUGUCAGCCAUAUUGACAGAGAAUACACCUGGAUCUGAAAAUCGGGAAGAUAUGGAACUCUUGGAGAAAUUAUAUAAGACUGGUCGGGACAUGCAGGAAAGGAUCAUGGACUUGUUGGCAGUGGUGGAGAAUGAAGAUGUGACAGUGGAGCUCAUUCAAGUGAAUGAUGAUUUGAAUCAGGUUCUCCUUGGAUAUGAGCGGUUUUCUCGAAAUCAGAAAAGGUUCCUGGAGCAAAAUAAGAACCUAGGGGAGACCCAGAAGAAUAACUGUGAGCCUUCUGCCCCAGCCUGUGAUUUACUUGAUUUAAGUCCAGUUCCAAGCUCUCUGACUUCUGACUUGCCAUUGGAAGGAAUCCAUGCCAUGAGUUCUCAAUUUUCUGGUUUAAAUGUUAGCUCUCCACUUGCCACUGAUGCCAACCAUUCAAACCCUUUGCUUCACUCACAGAUGGAUUUACUGGCCUCGGAGAACCCAGAAAUAUCCCUGUUUCCUGAAAGGACAAAUCAAAACAUUUCUUCAGAUCAUCUGUAUGAUAAUGUGUUAACCCAUUUAAAUCCAAUCAUGAUGCAGCCAGCAAAUCUUCAGGCUGGCCAUGCAGGACCUUCAAGCUACAGGCCCCCAGCUUCAUCCAGCAAUCAACAAGCAAGGAAUGAUCCUUCGCCACCCAAUUACUAUGAGGUUAUGGAAUUUGACCCUUUCGCUCCAGGUGCCACUACAGAAGCAAUUUAUGAAGAGAUUGAUGCUAAAUGCCACAAGCCAAUUCAGAAUCAUACAAACGGCUGAAAGAUCUUUUUAGAGAAUUCCAUCAUCAUACUCCUCUGAUACAGUAGAUGAAAACUAUUUUAUUACUUCUUGAAUAAAUCAUAAAAUAUUUGAUAAAACUGGAGUUGUAAUUCAGGAAAUAUAUUGUUUAAGUGCCUUCACUUAAUUAAAGUUGAAUGUAAAAAUAAUCUUGCACUUCUGAAAAUGUUUCUGGCUUUUACAUUUUGAGCUAGGCCUUUUGCCUUUAAUUACUGUAGUUUACAUUUCAUGUUUGUAAUUGUCAUUGGAAAAUGUAUAAAAGUUCCCUUUUUAAAUGAUUUUUAACCUUAAAAUAAAAUAUAUUCUUUUCUUUUACUGUAAAA